This is a messenger RNA of Juglans regia (Persian walnut), 423 nucleotides long. RefSeq lists its product as uncharacterized. Lineage: Eukaryota; Viridiplantae; Streptophyta; Magnoliopsida; Fagales; Juglandaceae. Bases 1 to 423 code for a protein of 140 amino acids. The record is from RefSeq and is a predicted model, not a curated record. The transcript is spliced from 2 exons. Gene Ontology annotation, molecular function: RNA-DNA hybrid ribonuclease activity; nucleic acid binding.
AUGGUUAACAGUCCACUUGCUUUAGUUAAAUCAGCUUUGACUGAUGUUGAAGUUUUUCAUGAAUCUCGGUUGAGAUUAACUUAUGUUGCAGACAGACUACUUCCACAGAUCAAUGCAGUAGAAUGGAGGCCACCAGUAGAUCCUUUUUAUAAGUUAAACUUUGAUGCUGCCUUUGAUUCUGAGAAGAGGUUGAUGGGUAUUGGCAUAGUCGUGAGGAGCAGCAGAGGAGAGGUGCUAGCCGUGGUUUCUGCUCCAAAAAGUCAUGUUUGUUCUGCAUUUUCUGCAGAAUGCUAUGCACUUUUAAGAAGCAUCAAGCUGUGCCAAGAGUUAUGCUUAUACCAGGUAGUGCUCGAGGGUGAUGCAAAGGCAGUAGUGGAUAGUGUCAAUGGAUAUAACAACAACCUUCCUGGCAAGGGCUGUUGA